CCGGAUAGAUCAUAAACAGUUUGGUUUUUGUGUCCGCACCAAGUAGUGGCUUUGUUACCAGCAAGUUUUGCCUGGAUCUUGUAUCCGAAGCAUAUCGGACUCCCAUUCUUCUUCUAAGUUUAUAGGGUGCAACGUGAUUGCGAAAUUCGGAUAAGAGGAUCCAGGAAAGAGCGAGUUCCGACGAGUUCGAGUGGUGCAGGGCGGCGAGGAUAAUUAGUGAGCUUACUAGAUAGGAGAAAAGUCAUGAAACACUUCUGGCUGUUGGGCCUGGUGGCCCUCGUUCUGCUGGUGUCAUUCGCAUCAGCACACAAGAAGGAGGAAGGAUUCGAAGAGAGCGGUGGAAGUGAACAAGGGGAAGAACAUCACGGAAAGAAAGGCGAAAAGGAAGACAAAGGAUACAAAUCGAAACACGGCGUGGAGAAGAAGGAAAAGGGUGAUCACGGCAAGGAGGAACACGAAUCGCACUACGGUGAAGAGGGUGGUCACAAGAAGGAAAGUCACGACGAAGGCGAUGAGUACAAAAAGCACCACGAGGAGAAGAAGGGAUCCAAGCAUGGAAAGCACGGCCACAAGAAGGGUCACAAAAAGGGUUCGAAAACUACCGGUUAUCACAAGAAGUCACACAAAGAUGAUUACCACAAGGAACACAAAUUCUACGACGAUCACCACAAGGAAGGUAAGCACAAGAAGUUUGGAGACUUUAACGAACAUCACUCGAAGAAAGCCGAAGAUCACAAAAAGGGAGAAGAUCAUGAUUCGGCGCACAAGGAAGAUCACUAUUCCAAGAAGGGUCACACGGAUAAGGGCCACCACGAUGAGGACCACAAGGGCUGGAAGAAGAAGCACGGCCAUGAAUCCCACUACUCCCACAAGGACGAUUAUGGAAAGAAGGGUGGCAAAAGUGGUGGCAGUGAGAAUGGAUUCAAGAAGGGUGGUCACCAUUGAUGGGAGAGCGGUGAUCGGUAUGCUUUGGCUGUUAGAUAAAUUGUAUCGAAUGAAAAUGUAUAGUUUAUAACGUAGUCUGAUUGUCAAUUGCUUAUUUUGUAUACGGUUUUAAAUUACAAUCGUAAUAUAUUCUUGUUUUAAAAUUUUA
Ochlerotatus camptorhynchus is the source of this 1093-nucleotide messenger RNA. RefSeq names its product histidine-rich glycoprotein-like. The record is from RefSeq and is a predicted model, not a curated record. NCBI's taxonomy places the organism in Eukaryota, Metazoa, Arthropoda, Insecta, Diptera, Culicidae. Bases 244 to 945 code for a protein of 233 amino acids. The transcript has 2 exons.